Messenger RNA from Fomitiporia mediterranea MF3/22, 756 nucleotides. RefSeq names its product P-loop containing nucleoside triphosphate hydrolase protein. Lineage: Eukaryota; Fungi; Basidiomycota; Agaricomycetes; Hymenochaetales; Hymenochaetaceae. The transcript is spliced from 5 exons. Bases 1 to 756 code for a protein of 251 amino acids. Gene Ontology annotation, molecular function: ATP binding; ATP hydrolysis activity. The record is from RefSeq and is a predicted model, not a curated record.
AUGUCCAGAAGCUCCGACCUCCUGCUUGAAGUACGAAACCUAAGAUGCUUUCUUGAUAGAGGGAUCCCGGUGUUAUGUGAUAUAAGCUUCGAUGUCUAUCAGGGUGAUAUACUCGUUCUGCAAGGAAAGAGCGGGUGUGGGAAAUCUACGCUUUUGAAGUGCCUUGCGCAUCUGAACGUGUAUGAUGGAAAUAUAUUGUUUCGUGGACAGACACCGAAAGAACUCGGUAUACCAAACUAUCGAACGCACGUCCUCUACGUCCCCCAACGUCCCUCUCUCCUCCCAGGCUCACCAAAAGACUUCAUAGCCCAACUCAACUCAUUCAGCGUGCACGCGUCCCGCGAGAAACAGCGUGUCCAAUCCAUCACCAACGGCGACAGCGACACGUCACGGAAGAGUUUACUCGAACGCGCUAUGGAAGUAGCUAACGAGUGGGGCGUGGAAGAAGGGACGUGGGAUAGACCGUGGGCGACGUUAAGUGGCGGAGAGGCACAGAGGAUCUCACUCGCUACUGCUGUUGGACUUGAUUGUGCGGAUAUCCUUCUUUUAGACGAACCGACCUCAGCUCUAGAUUCAGACACAAGCACCCGCGUCGAAACACACCUCCAAAACCUCCUAAAAACACCCCACGCGUCCCUAAAAGCACUCAUCUGGAUCACACACUCCCCCGAGCAAGGACAUCGCGUCGGAACACGCUUCCUCGAACUCUCAAACGGGUGCUGUCAAGAAGUUCUAAUACCCACCAACACAGUGUAA